AUGUUUUCUCUCUUUUUCUUACAUUCUCUUUCAAAAGACUUUUGCUUCCAUAGUGGAGGCGAAGGAGAAUGUCCCGCUGGAUCUAUAGGCAUAAAAGAUAUUGAAGAUAUUUCUUAUAAUAUUAACUCUUCUGAUACUUCUAUCGAUAUCACAGUUAUUAAUACAAUUGAUACACCUUUUAGAUGCAAUUCAACUAAUCAAGCACAUCUACCAGUUAAAAUUACUGGUAUUGGCAAUUCUUACGCUGAAUAUUCAAUAAUUGGUCCUUUAGUAAAUAUUAAUGACUUAUCUAUAUCAAACAUAAACUUAAAAAUCAUUACAAAUGGAAAUAUUAUCAGCUUUGACACGCUAACUCUCUCAGGAGUUUCAUUUUCUUUUUCAUCACCGAAUCAAAUCCUUUAUGCUCGGAAAUUAACAUGCGAUAUUUAUAGUAUGCAAUGUUUCGAUGCAGUACAAGCUCCAAAAAUCACUGUUACCCAUGAAACAAAGCCAAAUAUUGAUAAACUUGCUACAAUUCAAUUAGAGUCCAAAACAACUGAUGUAUCAUUCAUAAAUCCAUCAUCAAAGACAAGAAUGUACAUCAAAGACCGUGAUGUUCAACUCAGAUACGAUAAUAAGCUUUCUCCUUAUUUAAUCAUCAAAUACCUUGACUCUGCGCAAGAACUAAACCUUCAUGCCGAACUCUACACCAACGAUAUGUUUGUAGAAUGUGAUGAAAUUUAUGAUCAUAUUUCUUUCGAUUGUAUCGUUAAUGGCAGCACGAUUCUUACUCUUGGAAGCAAUACGGCCAGAUUGUUCAAUGACAAAACGAUCAAAAUUGGUGAUGGCCACUUAAUUUUCAAAGAUUCCGAUUAUCAAGCGAAUUUAGUCUUUUUGGCCGACCAUCAUUCACUUAUUGAAUCUGGUGAGGAAGUUCACUUUAACGAUAUAAAGGUUUACAACCAUUCUCUUAACUUAGAUUCGCCAUUUGCUUCAUUAAUCAGUUGCGAAUCGAUAACAUUCGAAGGAACAUCAUCAAUAGAAGUCAAAUACCAAACACGUAUCGUUGGUGAUGAAAUGACUUUAAAGGGAGAAGUAAUUGCAAAUUCAAAUCAAACUUCUUUUGAAAACUUCAAGAGGAUCACUACUACAUCAGAAACAUCAGUAUUACCAGCAGUAGUAUCGCAUGAAUUACUGAUAGAUAUCCCGAUUUCUUUCAGUAAUUUGGGGCCAUAUCUAAAAUUUGGCAGAUUAAUGUCUUCAAACAUCACUCUUCGCCUUUCGCAUACAAGAGAAGAGUAUGAGAAUGAAUCUUGCUGGGAUGUUUUCGUGAAUAACCUCAUUCCUUUGGUUUAUGCAACAAAUCUUCAAGUUACUGAUCCGAAAUUCAUUGUUAUUAAGGAUUCAAUGGAUCCAUGGAAGAAUCCAUUCACAUUUUUCACCCAAGAACGCGUUGUUUUCCUUCAAAAAUACCAAAAUAACGCAUUAUGUUUCAAAAUGCUGGCAAAUCCUGCACAUACAUACAGGACAUAUGUUUAUUCUAACACUCCAAUACCUGCUGCCCAUGAUUUGGUCGUAUCUAAGUCGAAUCCGUGGUAUAAAGGUUCGAAUUUCAAUCCUUACACGGUUGGUGUCAGAUUUGUCGUCCACGAGUCAAUAAAUGAAGACGAUACCGUAGAUUUUUCAAAGGUUUCCGGUAACGGACAGAACAUUUCUGCAUUUUUCGUAAAAUCUGACUACGCCGGUGCCGAAAUCGAGCCAAAUGCAUCAGUUAAUGUUGAUACAUUGAAAGGCGUAUGCAACGAGCUUACUUUCGUUGAUGUUUUGGCGAAUUUCGUUUCAAAUAAUUUUACAAGUAUCGUAGAAAUUGAUAAGUUCACAGCAUUAGGUACUACAGACUUCACACAUAAAUUAUUCAAGGUCAUUUCUCCUUGUAUCGAAUUGCAAGAUACAGUUUUUGAAAAAUUCGAAAUUCAAGAAGGAGAUAAGAUCACUUAUAUACCAUCUGGUGUUGAUGUUUCAGUUGUAUUCAACCCAGAGGGCUGGAUUAUCACCAGUGUCCAUGAAAAUAUCAAUUGUUCAGUAAGAAGAAAUAUUGAUUUGACAAUUAAGAUGCAAGAAGGCCAAUCCAGGCUUAAUCUCGCAGUUUCACAAGGUGCACAGUCCAUCAGAACCAUGAAAGCUGCAUUUUAUGGCUACGGAUCCAUAAUUAUUUCAAAAGAUUUCGAAAAUUACAUGUCAAAUCCACCGAUCAUGGUAUCUUCAACCAACGACAACAUCUAUUUGGAGGUAUCAGGUUCAUAUGUCCCAGUAAUUUUCGGAAACCUCAAAAAAGUUGUUAUUAACUCAAAUGUCGAAGGAUUAGAGACAUCUUUCCCAGAUAACAGCUUCUUCAAUUCGAAAUCAUUGGAGUUCUCCAUUCCGGACACCUCUAGAAUCAAAUCCAUCAAUAUGGGAAACUUCAAAAUUAAUGAACCGCUUGAAGACGAUGAAUGUUUGAUCAUUUCGCAUCCAGUCAUCAAGUUUGAGUCAUUAAGAGUCGGAAUAUCCCGUUUCUGCGAACUUAAGAACGUAAUUUGUCAAAAUUUAAUUGUUGAUAUGACAGAAAAGGUCAAUCUCCGCAAUUCUAUUGUAGACAAAGUAACUGUUCAAGGAGAUGCAGGCGCAGAAUCAUUCCCAACUGUUUUACUGUUUAAUACAACAAUCAAGAGCUCAUUAAUUGAUAUUGCAAGGCGAAGUGUUGAGAAAUUGUUGGAUGAAUCGAGAAUGGUCUUUAAUUCAGACGGUUCUUUCGAUUUGAGAACAAUUUCAGACAAAUUAGAGAUUUCUGACAAAUACAUAUUUGUUUCAGGCAAAUCUUACUUCAUCACAACAAGUAUAUCCAAUGAUGCCUUGUUCAUCAAAUUCAAUGAAGUUCCUCGUCCUCCAACACCAAAACCAACUUCAUCAGAAACAAUCACUUCUGUUCCUCUCCCCACACAGACAGAGAUACCUGACGAAAGAGGAGGACUGAAUGUCGGUGCUGUAGUUGGAGGAACUGUCGGAAUUCUCGUGACAGUGAUUAUCAUCGUUGCUGUGGUUAUCUACUACAGAUCUGUGCCAAAACAGGAGUUGGACAGCGAAAUAUUGACUGUUUCUAAUGAUUACAUGCUGAAGGAUGGAAUGAACGUUUAG
Trichomonas vaginalis G3 is the source of this 3153-nucleotide messenger RNA. RefSeq lists its product as uncharacterized. The transcript has a single exon. Lineage: Eukaryota; Parabasalia; Trichomonadida; Trichomonadidae. The record is from RefSeq and is a predicted model, not a curated record. Bases 1 to 3153 code for a protein of 1050 amino acids.